AUCGAUACUAUCGAUAUCGAAGCAGAAGAACAAGACGAGGGUGUGCAUUACGCAUUUGCUUCGCGAAUUUGAGCCCGACUUUAAACAAUUAUUGUGGACUCCAGCCGGUCGUCAGAGUCCCGGUUGCCGCCAACGUAGUUUAUUGAUUGCACUGAAACGAAACUGAGAAGCGAAACGGCCAGGAGAGCGGAGAGGAGUGGACUGGAGCGGAGCGGAUAGGAUUGCAGAGCGACAGAGAGCGACUGGAGCGGACCAGGCCUAGCGACACUUGACCACACACAAUCCACAAUCGACACUUCACACUCGACCAGAGAACAUCCAGUCCCCAGCACAUCCGCAUCGGAUCGCCAUCACAUCGGAUCGAGCCCCCCAUCGCAACCAAGCAGCCAGUAACCAUGGCCUGGCGAUUCAAGGCUUCCAAGUACAAAAAUGCCGCACCCAUUGUGCCCAAGGCGGAGGCCUGCGUCCGCGAGAUCUGCGUGGGCAGCUACCAGACGUACGGGAACAACAUCGCCGCCUCCGGCGCCUUCAUGGCCUUCAAUUGGGAGCACACCGGGUCCAGUGUCGCCGUCCUGCCUCUGGACGACUGCGGCCGGAAGAGCAAGACCAUGCCGCUGCUCCACGGGCACACGGACACAGUGACGGACCUCAAGUUCUCGCCGUUUCACGACGGCCUGCUGGCCACAGCCUCGCAGGAUUGUCUGGUUAAGAUCUGGCACAUACCGGAAAAAGGCCUGGAGCAGUCGCUCUCCGAUCCGGAGGCUAUCUUCUCACACAAGCAGAGGCGCGUCGAGACAGUGGGCUUCCAUCCCACGGCCGAUGGCUUGAUGUACUCCACAGCCGCCGGCUGCGUGGCUCUCUUCGAUCUCAGCACCCAAAAGGAGAUCUUCUCGAACAAUGAGCAUCCCGAGGUGAUACAGUCGGCCAGUUGGCGCGAGGACGGUUCCGUAUUGGCCACCAGUUGCAAGGACAAGUGUGUGCGCAUUUUUGAUCCCCGAGCCGCCGGUUCACCCAUUCAGCUGACUGCAGAAUCGCACCAGAGCAUCAAGGAUUCGCGGGUUGUGUGGCUGGGCAAUCAGCAGCGCAUCCUCACCACCGGCUUCGACGCGGCUCGACUGCGCCAGGUGAUUAUCCGUGAUGUGCGCAACUUCAACACACCAGAGAAGACUCUCGAACUGGACUGCUCCACGGGCAUACUAAUGCCUCUGUUCGAUCCCGAUACCAAUAUGCUUUUCCUAGCCGGAAAGGGUGACACAACAAUUAACUAUUUGGAGAUUACGGACAAGGAUCCGUAUUUGAUUGAGGGACUGCGUCACACCGGCGAGCAGACGAAGGGAGCUUGUCUAGUGCCCAAGCGGGCACUCAAGGUCAUGGAGGCAGAGGUCAACCGAGUGCUGCAGCUGACUUCCAACAUGGUCAUACCCAUUAUGUACCAGGUGCCGCGAAAGACAUAUCGCGAUUUCCACGCCGAUCUCUAUCCAGAGACUACUGGCUACAAGACGGAGUUGGUGGCCGGCGAAUGGCUGAAUGGCGGCAACCAGGUGGUGCCCAAGAUGAGCCUGGAUCCCGCCAAGCGCGAGCAUGGCGACGAGCCAAUUAUUAUUCAUCGCGGCAACCUAAGCGACUUCGUUAAGAACCUGGAGAAUCAGCGGGCCAAGAGUAACACUAUCGGGAAACCAAUUCCCAGUCAGCCGGCCAAGCGCAACGAUAACGAGCACUUUGUAAUGCUGAACAAGGGCAACAACUUCGAGGAGAAGAACGGCAAUGACAACAGCAGCGAAAGCAAUGGAAAGAAGAGCACGCCCUCGCAAUCCCAGCCAGAUGGGGAGUGCAGUGAGCUCAUCCGUAAAUUCGAGGCCAAAUACAAGGUGGACUCGGAGAAGGAGAAGGCCAAUGCCUACGCCCAGUCCCAGGAGGAUGACAAGGAGUCACCCACCGAGCAGGAGCACUCGACGGGCAGCAGCGAGGAGGUCUCCUCGUCCGGCGGGCUGGACAACCACUCGGCCAGUGGCAGCCAUUCGCCGCCGAAGCCCAUGCCGCGCACCUCGCGCAACAAUUCCCUGCCGGAGGCCAGCGAUUCCGCUGGGGAGAGCAGCAGCACCACCACGCCACGCCCGAGGCCACGCACCACCGCUGCGUCCGCCUACAAGCCACGCUUGGGCCCGAAGCCCUUCUCCAGCACCACAGGUGACGUGUCGUUCGACAAGGUGUUCGCCGUGCCCCUGGCCCCGGGAUCGCAUGAGAACAUCUCGAACGUGGGCCAGGACAGCGCUGUGGAGAUGACACCCGCCCAGGGGCCCAAGCCUGAUCUCAUUGUGGAAAUCGAAAUCAAAAAGAAACACGAAAGGGAGCCUGCGCCGGCGGUGGCCGGAAAUGGAGUCCAGAAAUCGCUAACAACCUCGGAGCGCCGCAAGUCCUCGGCUGACGAUGAUGAAUCAUCCGACAAGAUAUUCGAGCAGAGCUCUGAGUCGUCGGAGAACUCGGCGGAGGGCGAGGAUCGCACGGAUGCGGAUUUGCGACGCAGCUGCUCCUCCAGGAGCAGCUUUGCCGAACGGCGGCGCAUAUACGAGAAUCGCUCCAAGAGUCAGGUGGACGAAAAGCCCCAGUCGCCAGUGCCAUUACGCCGCGAGCACUCUAAAGUGGAGCCACUGAAGCCGAGUCAACAGCAGCAGCAGCAGGGCAACCUUAUCGACACCAAGCGCAUUUCGGUGCCGGAAGGCAAACUGAUGGAGGAGCACCGCCGCGGAAAUGGCGCUGGAAUCAAGAAGUCCGCCACGGAGGCGGCCUUCAGUGCUGCCAGCACCAAGCGCACCUCCACUGUCUUCGGUAAGGUGUCCAAGUUCCGGCACCUGAAGGGCACUCCCGGCCACAAGUCUACGCACAUCGAGAACUUGCGCAACCUGAGCCGCCAGAUACCGGGCGAGUGCAAUGGCUUCCACGCCAACCAGGAGCGCGUUGCAGUGCCACUUUCUGGACCCGGUGGCAAAAUAGCCAUUUUCGAGUUGAGCCGACCUGGACGUUUGCCGGACGGCGUGAUUCCAUCGCUGGUGAACGGCAGCAACAUCAUGGACUUCCAGUGGGACCCGUUUGAUGCUCAGCGCUUGGCCGUGGCCUGCGACGAUGGCAUCGUCAAGAUCUGGCACAUUGAAGCCGGCGGAUUGAGUGAGCCGACAAACACACCAGCCGGCGAGCUGACCGCUCACCUGGACAAGAUCUACUUUAUACGCUUCCACCCGUUGGCUGCUGAUGUUCUGCUAACCGCCAGCUACGAUAUGACCAUCAAGCUGUGGGACUUGCGCACCAUGAGCGAGAAGUGCUCGCUGUCGGGGCACACGGAUCAGAUCUUCGACUUCGCCUGGAGUCCCUGCGGUCGGUUGGGCGCCACCGUGUGCAAGGAUGGCAAGAUAAGGGUCUACAAUCCGAGGAAAUCGGAGACGCCCAUUCGGGAGGGCAACGGACCCGUUGGCACUCGUGGAGCUCGGAUUACCUGGGCGCUGGAGGGACACUACAUCGUCUGCACUGGCUUUGACAAGGUUUCGGAGCGACAGAUCAGCGUGUACAAUGCUCAAAAGCUGUCGGCGCCAUUAAACACGGCCAGUUUGGACGUAUCGCCUUCGAUACUAAUCCCCUUCUACGACGAGGAUAGCUCCACACUGUUUGUCACGGGCAAGGGCGACUCCACCAUCUACUGCUACGAGAUCACAGACGAGGAGCCGUACAUCUGCCCGCUGUCGCACCAUCGUUGCACCUCGCUGCACCAGGGCCUCAGCUUCCUGACCAAGAACCAUUGCGAUGUGGCCAGCGUGGAGUUCUCAAAGGCUUAUCGGCUGACCAAUACCACAAUUGAGCCCCUCAGUUUCACAGUGCCCCGCAUCAAGAGCGAGCUGUUCCAAGACGAUCUGUUCCCACCCACACGCAUCACCUGGAGCGCCACGCUAAGCGCCGAGGACUGGUUUGCCAGCAACGACAAGGCGGCACCCAAGGUCAGCCUCAAGCCAGAGGGCAUGGAGACAUUGUCUUCCAUACAGCAAGUGCCAGCGCAGCCCGUGAAGAAGCCGGAUCAUACCCAGUUCGGAGGUCAGAAGUCCGAAUUCGAGAUCAACAAGCAGCAGGAGAUCCAGAAAUCAGUGAGCGCGCGCAUGGAGUUCACCACCAAGCUGGAGCAGGACGACAUGGAGGGCGUGGACGAGAACGAGUGGCAGGAGUAGCAGAGUAGCCAGCGUCUGCGGCGGACAUGAACCAUGGAAUCAGUUCACAAUUUAGCGUUUAACCAAUGGUCGUAAUUUUUUUUACCAAUCUACACAUGACGCGGCAUCAUGACAAGACAGCAAUGUGCUCGACAUAUAUAGUACACAUAAACAUAGACUUGUGGGCGAGCGCAUAUAGACAACUCGUAGUUAAGCCGAAAGUAAAACUAACACAGUACCAGUCCAGUAGCCACACUCAAGUACACACACCCUCGUCCCUCAGUUCCUCGCUCCUCCGCCAAUUACUGCAGUUGCUCAAUAAUUGCCAAAUUACAAAUCAUAAGCCAGUUUUGUUCGUUUUGUUUAACGUUUAGUUUUGUGUGCGUCUUUUUAUUUUAUUUUUUUUUAUCGUGCGUGUAUUCAUUUUUGAUAUACCCAUAUAUGUUUGUGUUUUUUUGUGUGCUAUUUAAGUAGUUAGUCCAAAAUUAGUUUAGCCACUUAGGUGUUUACACUUACGAUUAAUUUCCUGGGUUCGCCAGUGUCCUUCAGUUUGAGUGGCCAUAUAGGAAGAGUGAGGAGAAGGACCCUUAGAUGAUACUAAUUUUACAUAUACGCCUAUGUAUUUCCCUCUCGGUUUUUUUCAUGUUUGCCUGUGAGUGAGUGAGAGAGAGUGUGUGUGUCUGUCUGUCCCCCUCGUUCGCAUCAUUUCACCCCCUUUCUACCAACCCCAUCCCAGAAAUAAGGAAGAAAACCAGCCCAAAUCGAGUCGAUGAUGUCCCCAAGCGUCUCUUCUAGUCUUUCGCAUCACUCGAUCCCCCAAAGACACCCCGCCCCCCUUUCAUGCCCCAAUCCAAGACAGGAAACUAAAACAUAUAGACUGUAGCCAAAACGAGAGACAAAUGCUGAGAACUACAAUCAAGCGAGACAAUUUUUGUAAUGUAUAAUGCGUAAAUCAAACAUACUGCAACAGCCGAAUCAAACCGAAAAGACAUGCAAAUAACUAAUAAUUCCAAAAGUAUAACGAAAAGACUUGAACAACGGGUGGGUCAGUUGCCCAGCUGCCCAUCUCCAUCCUCUGAAUCCUCCUCCCCGAACGCCUCCCUACUAACGCAAAAGAAAGUGGACAUUUUGGAAAAUUAGAAAGGGGAAAGAAAGCAAUGAGCUGCCAUUUGCAGACGUUUGUUAACGGGAAGGCAAUAGAACGUAACUCGAGUAGCAUACCCUACAUAGGCAAUAACGUUUUGUACUGCAAUAGAAUAUACAUUUACACAUAUAUAUACAUGAUAUAUUAUAUUUUGUAUACCAAUCGUAACUAAAGCAGGCCAAGAACUCGAUCUUCUGGCUGAAACGACUGAAUAGCGUGGCAAACUCAAUCUAAAUCUUUCAAAACGAGAACAGCAACAACAAUAACCACACAACAGACCAACAACCAAUUCUCGGGUAACGGGCAAUAUUGUGCUAGACAAGGUUCUACUAUACAGAUUAUAUAUACACAUACCAUACGCAUAGUUAUAGGCAUAUAAAGGUCGCAAAGCAAAGGUCCCCCGCUGGGGGCCAGGCCCAGCAAUUCCAAAUCGAAGUCGAGCUGCAUUUAAAUCCAAACGCCAUGGAACGACUGACAGACAAGUAUUCGCUAAACAUUCUGAUCUGCCCCGCCCCCAGGCCCCGAUCCCCACUCCCCAGUCCCGACUAGUACUUAUGUCAGAGAUUAUCCCAAAAAAGAGAAUUUCCAGAGGUUGGAUACGGAUUAUGGAUAUGCAUUUCUAUGAUUACGAAGUCCCUGUCCCAGUAAAACCCAUUACAAAUCCAAUUCCUAUUCUCGAAACCGACCGCCCGCAGAUAUUAUGUCAUUCUGUAUUUAUUGGCCAUAUUCGAUUACGAUUUUCGAACGUCUCUCUUAUUUAUAUUUAUAUAUAUCUAUAACAAUACAAAUAUACGAAAAUACAACUUCAAGCGAUAUAUAAUA
Molecule: messenger RNA, 6153 nt
Organism: Drosophila biarmipes
Lineage: Eukaryota; Metazoa; Arthropoda; Insecta; Diptera; Drosophilidae
Gene: pod1
Product: coronin-7
Exons: 15
Coding region: 396-4208 (1270 amino acids)
Molecular function (GO): protein binding
Source: RefSeq, a predicted model, not a curated record